AGAUGGCGAGGUAGGAUGGCCACCCAGCGCGACCCCCGCCGCCCCAACCCAGCGGCCCCUGGGCGGUGCCGCUGACUCGCCGGAGCGCACAGGGGUGUGGGCGGAGGCGUCCUCGCCGCGCCCGCGCCUUCGGGAGUCGCCUCGCCUCUUCCACCCACUUGCACCUGCCACCCCGCGGAUACCAUGUCGAAGGCGGCCGGAGGCGCGGCGGCGGCUGCGGCGGCGGCGGAAAGUUGUUCCCCAGCCCCGGCCGCCUCGUCCGCGGCCGCGCCCGCGCCCGUGGAGGACCUGUCCAAAGUGUCGGACGAGGAGCUGCUGCAGUGGAGCAAGGAGGAGCUGAUCCGCAGCCUGCGGCGCGCCGAGGCGGAGAAGGUGAGCGCGAUGCUGGACCACAGCAACCUCAUCCGCGAGGUGAACCGCCGCCUGCAGCUGCACCUCGGCGAGAUCCGCGGCCUCAAGGAUAUCAACCAGAAACUCCAGGAGGACAACCAGGAACUGAGGGACCUCUGCUGUUUCCUGGAUGAUGACCGGCAGAAAGGCAAGAGGGUGUCUCGGGAGUGGCAGAGACUGGGUCGCUACACUGCCGGGGUGAUGCACAAGGAAGUGGCCUUAUACCUGCAGAAGCUGAAAGACCUGGAGGUGAAGCAGGAGGAAGUGGUGAAGGAGAACAUGGAACUCAAGGAGCUCUGUGUGCUACUAGAUGAGGAGAAGGGUGCAGGCUGCGCAGGCAGCCGCUGCUCCAUCGACAGCCAGGCCAGCCUGUGCCAACUCACAGCCUCCACCGCACCCUAUGUGCGGGAUGUGGGUGACGGCAGCAGCACCUCCAGCACUGGCAGCACUGACAGCCCAGACCACCACAAGCACCACGCGAGCAGUGGCAGCCCAGAGCACCUGCAGAAGCCCCGGAGCGAGGGCAGCCCGGAGCACUCCAAGCACAGGAGCGCCAGCCCCGAGCAUCCACAGAAACCCAGAGCCUGUGGGACCCCAGAUCGCCCCAAAGCACUCAAAGGACCUAGCCCGGAGCACCACAAACCCUUGUGCAAGGGCAGCCCCGAACAGCAAAGGCACCCGCAUCCAGGGAGCAGCCCCGAAACGCUGCCCAAGCACGUGCUGAGUGGGAGCCCGGAACACUUCCAGAAGCACCGCUCAGGGAGCAGCCCUGAACACACCAGGCACAGCGGAGGGAGCCCGGAGCAUCUUCAGAAACACGAUCUCGGGGGGAGCCUAGAGCAUCUCCCCAGAGCCAGGGGCACCAGCCCGGAGCACCUCAAACAACAUUAUGGAGGGAGCCCUGACCACAAACACGGAGGAGGCGGUGGAGGAGGUGGAGGCAGCGGCGGAGGCAGCAGGGAGGGCACUCUCAGACGGCAGGCGCAGGAGGACGGGUCACCCCAUCACCGGAAUGUCUACAGUGGCAUGAACGAAUCAACCUUGUCCUAUGUUAGGCAGCUGGAGGCAAGAGUAAGACAGCUGGAGGAAGAAAAUCGCAUGCUGCCCCAGAUAAAGGCAGUGAAGAUUAAGUUAGUUUUAUCCAGUGGUGAAGAGGAGCCCACAGGAAGUGCUGAUGGAGCCUCUGUACAGCCACCGUGGCAAGUCAUCCCCAGUGAAUGUAGAGCUCCUUGAUCUGCCAUGGUGUGCACUGUGUCCUGCAAGAAUCACUGAGCAGUAUUUUAAAUCCAGUUUGUGAACACAACAUUUCAAAGGUAUCCUAAGGUAAGAGCCAGUCUUAUUAUUUUCAGAAAAUGCUGCAUUAUGUGCUAGUUAUUAUUAUUGAGAAGAAAAUGUCUCUUCAAAGUUAGUACAAAUGGUAGUUAAAGGUCACCUGGACUUUAGGAUAUUCUUCCGAGCGCAUGAACAAAUGGGAACAUUUUUUACAGAUCACAGUUAAAUCUUUUUCAAAGAAUUGCAUAUAAUCUCUUACAGUACACAUAAUACACAUAAUGCUAAACUGCUCACAUUGGCUGUGAGUUCCACUGCAUGGAUAUGUGAUGUGAUGUGAACCUCAAACAAAAAUCGUGCUUAAAUAAAUUUAUUUAAAUAAAUGUAGCUGCUGUCUAUGAGAUUUCAUUAACUUUUGAAUCCAGUGAGAUGGAGUCACUCUGAAUAAUGUAAGUAGGCAUUUGUAAAUAAUGACAUAGUAGGGUGUAAAGUAGUUUUAAGGAGUUUUGUAUCAAAAUAAAAAGGAACACACCUAUCUUCUAUACAUACUUACAAAUAAAUACAGGUUUUCUCUAUACAAAGAAUCAUCAAUUUCCAGAGCUGGAUAGAACCUUAUGUGUCACAUAGAACAACCCACUUUUUCAGUCAAGGUGUAUUGGGUUCACAGAAGUUAGGAGCGUCCUCCUGUCAGGCAGCCAGUGAAGGCCAGGCUUCAUAAGAUGUAGGCCUAUUCAGUGUUCUUUCUAGCAUGUGCACAGUGGCUCCCUUAAUCCGUUCAUACCAUUAAUAUGAUUCAGUGUAAUUAAGCUACUAAACCUAUUUUUAUCUUAUUGACAAAUUCAUUUUUUCCAACAUUUAUCUUAAAAACUAACAUUGGAUCUGCUUAGCUGUCUGAGAUUUGUUAGAUGUUUAUUGCAUUCCUGCUUUAAAAUAAAUGUUCAAUUUUUCUUAACGCCAUGGUAUACAACAUAAAUAAAACAAAAAGUGCAUUUUACAGGGUCUUCUCCCUGACACAUUUCCAUAGUACUUGAAAAUCAUAAAGGUUUAUUAUAUACACACAAAUACCCACCCCUGCAUGGAAAAUUUAUGCUUAACAGAAUGUGGUAAGAGAGGGCCUUUUGGUUCAGAGUGAACUGGAGGAGGGUGGAUAGGGGGAACUGAUAGUUACAGUCACGGUUUUAAAACUGAAAUUUUAAAAUUGAAAUUUGAUUUUUAGCCCAAAUUCAAAAACCUUGCUUAGCUCUUUCUACUCCAUUCAUUAUCCUUUUCUUGAUGGUCGCAAAGAUUUUUUAAUCCAGACAUAGUCGAUAUGUUUAUAUGCUGCAUCUGCAGUGAGGCCUAUUCAACUAGAAAAUAUCUUUAAAUGGAUGAUGUAGAAUACCUACCUGAUGAGUUUAUUAUAAAGUAAAUAGUGCUACCCUUUAAGACAUCGGUUACUAUUCACAUGUAAUGCUGAGGUAAAAGUUAUUAUUAAACUAUUCUCACCUAUUUUGUGCUGACUUGGGAUUUUGCAUCAUAAAGAGACUCGACUAGAGACAUGAACAAGCAGUUUGCUGUAGCUCCUAAGUCAAUUAAGUACAUUUGUUAAAAGUCCUGUUGGGAAAUUUGUUCUUUUUGAUCAAAUGCUCUGGCACCAACAUCUGCUUGGAAAGCAGUAUAUAUUCAUUGUGCUCAGAGACCCUCCCCAGAACAAACCAUCCACCUCUUGAAGCCAACAUUUGCAAGCCAGUUUCUGAAUCUAUAGAGGCACCCGGAACUGCCUGCUGUCAUAUACCUGCACAUGGGCUGUGGGUCCACAAACCUGUUUGAAAGAUAUGGUAACUCAGAUCACCCCUGAGUGAGCCCCUUCCGGCAAGUGUUUCUAUUUCUGUAGUGCUAGCACACACAGAAGAGUCUAAUUUUAGAAAUGGAAAUGAAAAGUCUCCCUCUCAAGUAAUUUGCUUACAAUGUGGCCUUGCAAUGCAGUCUUUCAGUGCCUUGGCAAGAGGCAAGGUGGUUGCCAGAGCAGUCUCUGAACAAAGGAAAAGAACCUGUCACUGUUGCCACAAGUGCUGAGAAGGGUACGUAGGAGCUAAAUAAAUCAAGCUCUCACUUCCAUGGCAACACAGUGCAGGUCCAGCAUCACAUCUCUGAAGUCCUCCCUCACCUCACCACGGUGCUUAUGCAGAAUUACUAGCAUGGGGGCAGAGAAGGGAGGCUUCUCUCAGACUCAUUAUUCCCCUUAUGUGCGUUUCCUUGUUUGCUGUGGCGAUAGAUAUGUAUCGUUUUGCCUCUUUAUCCUUUUCACAUUUUCUGACUUUGCUUUGCCUUUUGUUUGUUUUAGUCUCAUAGGGCCAUAGAUGUAUGGCUCUUUUAGAGUUGGAAUUGCUCUGAAAAAUGAAAAUCUGUAACUGUUGUACAAAAACUGUCACAGAGUAAGGCUUUCCAGGAUCCUUAAAGCAAGUGAUGGUAUUCCUCAACUGUUAUUUGCAUAGAAAUUACCAUUCUGGCACUCCUGAAGAGAAACUUGUGCAGAAUUAUGCUUUUUUUUUCUCAUGAAGAGUGACCCUAAUUAUGUUGCACAACCUGUGUAGAAUCUGGAUGCUACUGAUAGGAAAAAUUAGUUAAAUCCAUUAAGGAUUGUUUGCUGCUGGAGUCAUACUUGGGAAAAAAAUGGACUCUACCAAAUGAAUAGUGCUUAUACGGAACAACGUUUUCUCUAAAUUGACAUAAUUUAUAUAAUUAAAGGAAAAAGGCUUUUAUGUGUAGUUCAAUAGAGCUUUCAGGGGACAGAUGGGAGCAGCACGAGUGGUGUGGGUGUGUUGGAAUAAAAGAGAUAAUUAGAUAUGAAAAGUAAAUUUAUGGAGAAAAAAUCAUGCUAGAAAACCUAAAUAAAUGGAAACUGGAUUAAGGGAAAAGCUAAAAUUUGUCAGAGAAAAUGUCAGAGAGUAUAAUUCACAGGAAAAAUGUGUAAGGCAACAUGGAGGCCCUCAAAGUGAGGGGAUUCAUAACAUUCUUCAGAGAUUUCCUCAUAUUUGAGGGUUCUUAUUUGAGAACUUCUGAUACAUGAUGAUAAAUCUUCGUUCUAAUGAGAGAAUAUAGGUGAAAGGGAAAUGAAAAUAAAAUAUGGCCACGCUGCUGAUUAAACGUAUUAGUAGAAUUAUUUAAUAGGUGCUAAACUAUUUGGGACUGUGUUAUCAAUAAUUCAUAUUUAAUAGUGUUGCCUUUUUAUAUCUACACUGGUGUAUUAAUUCUAUCUUUGAAUGAAGGUACAUUCAAAACUUUUUUUAUUUGUAAUAGCCAUCAAAAUGUAGCAUUAUUGUUACCUGUCCUUGGCAGAAUUUUUUGCAAAAAAUUAUGGGACCCUAUCAGUCUUAGGUUUGGCUAUAUAGUAAUAUCAACUAGAAAUGUAGAUACUUAUGAGAAGCAAUACUAAGGAAUAUUUGGAAAAAAAAUGGAAAGGGAAUUAUAAGAGAAGCUAAUGUUGCCUUGAACUUAUAGAAAUGCUUUUCUGUUCUUCCUUUGCUUAAAAAAAAAAAGCCAAAAACAAGAAGUUAAAAGUUAAAGAUGAAACAGUCUUCUGUUUUCUUUUCCUUUUUUUUUUCUUCUCUUAUUUUUUUUUUUUGAGACAGAGUCUCGCUCUGUCACCCAGGCUGGAGUGCAGUGGCACUAUCUUGGCUCACUGCAACCUCUGCCUCCUGGGUUUUAAGCGAUUCUCCUGCCUCAGCCUCCCGGGUGCAGUGGUUCACGCCUAUAAUCCCAGCACUUUGGGAGGCCGAGGUGGGCGGAUCACUUGAGGUUAGGAGUUCAAGACCAGCCUGGCCAACAUGGUGAAACCCCAUCUCUACCAAAAAUACAAAAAUUAGCAGGGUAUGGUGGCAAGUGCCUGUAAUCCAGUCUUCUGUUUUCUAAUAAAGUAAGGUAACAGGCUCAUAGAAAGUGGGAAACAUUGUAUAGUGUUAGAUUUUGGAAUAUAGUUAAUUAAAUGUAAAUACCAUUGAAAUGUGGAUAUCAAAAAAGCAGUAAAUUAUGAAACCUUGGCCUCUGGGAAGCUUGUAAAGAUGCUGUGAUUUCCAGUAGAGCAGUCUUACUUUGAUCUCCAUUUCCUGCUGGAGGUUACUACAUCUCUGACUAAUGGAAAAUAAGCAUCUAAACUAAGCUGUCCUCCUCCUCUGUGGUUCAGAGAACUUUCCUUUUUUUUUUUUUUUCUAUUGCAUGGACAUAGCAUAAUUUAUUUAGUCAGCCAUCCUAUUGAUAGAUUUUUUUUUUCAGUUUCUUAUUUAUUUAUUUAUUUUAUUAUUAUUAUACUUUAAGUUUUAGGGUACAUGUGCACAAUG
Molecule: messenger RNA, 5975 nt
Organism: Pan troglodytes (chimpanzee)
Lineage: Eukaryota; Metazoa; Chordata; Mammalia; Primates; Hominidae
Gene: CCDC85A
Product: coiled-coil domain containing 85A
Exons: 4
Coding region: 184-1623 (479 amino acids)
Biological process (GO): negative regulation of DNA-templated transcription
Cellular component (GO): nucleus
Source: RefSeq, a predicted model, not a curated record